Molecule: messenger RNA, 37779 nt
Organism: Podarcis lilfordi (Lilford's wall lizard)
Lineage: Eukaryota; Metazoa; Chordata; Lepidosauria; Squamata; Lacertidae
Source: the annotation of a GenBank genome assembly
GCCCUCCCGCUUCAUUAUAACGGCCGCUGCGCCCUCGCCCUUUUCUCCUCACCUGCCUCCCACACGGCCAACCUCGCCAAGAGAUGGAGGUCCAAGAGAAGCAGGCGGCUCUGCCGCCUUCCGCUUCUUUCCGCCCCCCUCUCUCUCUCUCUCACACACUGGGCCGCAGCCUUCCGCACCGCUCCAAGCCGGGCUGUCACUCGCAAUGGGCCCCGUACCAAGAUGGCAGCGCUCGCUUUCACUGGUGUGGAGAGAUGGCUGAGAGGAGGAGAAAAAGGAGGAGCGAUGUUGCCCUAAACAAAGAGGGCGGCGGUCGACUCACCUUCUUUUGCGCGUGCGCGCCUUCAAGAGCACGCUGUUCGUUAAAGGUGGGUGGGGAAAUAGGGACCAUAGAGAUAAGAAGGGAGGGGAAAGGGAUGAGUGGGUUUUUGCGGUGGGAAGUGGACGUUCCGAACUGCUUUGUCCUUUUGAAUGUUGUGGAGAAAAUUCGAACAGGGCUUGACGCCUGAGGUGUGGCGAAAACACGUGGUUCUGUUUAGGCAAAGAUUUGUGGGGAAGGUGCGUCCUGGUUUCUUCGUGUUUUUUUUCUUCCCUUUGACCUCGGAAAGAGGUUGCUGCCCGUUUUCCUUCUCGGCAAACUAAUGGGCCAUAGACGUAAAAAAAUUCUGAUAUUAAUUCUCUUCCCACACCGCACACACAAAAUUGUUAUAGGUGUGUGGGUGCUAAAUGCCUGAGCUUAGUGAUUGUUAUAAUUUUAUUAAGUUUAGAGGUGCUAGAACCGGGAAAUAGCGUGACUAUGUGUGUUUAAGAUAAUUCAUGUGUGCAUUUGACUUGUGUGCUAGACACUUCUAAUCAUUUAAUGAGCAUUUAUGCUGGGCAAAUUUCCUAAGUUGUUUAUUAGAUACUUCUUAAUCCUAGGAAAUCAACAGGAGUUGAAAGGUAAUGGAGUCAUCCUAAUUUCCUUUGCAGUGAUGGCCUGGGGAUAAAUGAGCCAUUAGCACUUUGGCCAGUUUUAAAAAAGGCAGAGGCAAGGAAAGCUUAAGAGGAACAGUGUGAUGCAAGCAGACAGAAGCGAGUUAUGGGUCAGAGAGCACAGCUUCUUGCUCUUGGGCUGCAAGGAUGCAGUCCAGAGAGGAACAGAAACCUCUUGGGGAGGAAUGCUGUGGACUCCUCCAUGUAGAAUUUAGGUUGCAUAUAUAAACAAUAUAAAGACACCACUGUGUCCUCUGUGCCUCAUUGUUCCAAAGGACCCUGGUUUGCACGCUUGGUACCCCUGGAAUCUCGCAUCGCUCAGAGAUUGAGGUGGCGUAUAACAACAUUUAAAAGUGCACAGCAGCUGCAUGCAUGUCGAUGGAUGGAGAGUGUGAGGCUCUAGCCCAUUUGGGCUGGGGUAAAGUCAUAAGGUAGUAAUUCCAAAUUGAUUUUCCCUUGAGAUAUGUAUCGCAUUGAACUGCGUUGGGCUUACCUCUGAGGAGACACAUAUAGGAUUUAAAUGAAUUGCCCUUUUUCUGUAAGCAGGAUUUUUAUUUUUUGCUAGAAAUUAAAACCAGCCUUAGGUACUGGUUCAUUUCCACAUCUUUUUAAAUCCUGAAGAGUGACAAAAAUGCCAACUGCUUCUAGGAGAUAAUGGAGAAAUCUAGAAAUUUAUAAUUGCAGUAUUUUGACAGUAGCAAGUCUCUUGCCACCCAGUAAACUUUCAUGUGUAAAAAUAAUAAUAGAAUUGUUUUUAAACUGUUGCAGCUUGGGAGUGUGGCUUAUGACGGGCCUGCCAUGUGGUCCAGUCUUAUUAAUACUGCAGGUUGGAAAGAACACUUGUAACCUCUGUGUCGUCAUCUCCAAUUUCAGAUGGGGUGGAUCGGAGGUUAAUAGAUUCUCACAGUAACACUUUUAUAAAGGUUCUCAUAAUGGUCACCUACCAGAUGCAUUUCGUUAAUGGAAAGUUGUUAAAUCGGUCCUUAAAAAGCUAGAAAUUCUAUAUCCCUGCCUUACCUGCAGUUGGCUGUGUCGCUCACACAGGCCUUAUGUAUACCGGAGCUUAAACCUUGCAGCGUUCAAUGGGGUUUAUGCCCCAACUAAAGUUGCAUGAGAUCAUAGCCUUAGAGUGAUGGCAGCACGCCCUGUUUGCAAGUGAAUGGAAGCAGAAUGCGCCAGCAGCUUCCGCAAAGCACGCGGCGAAAAUAAACCUGCUAAGAUUCUCCCCUCCCUGCCUUACUCAACUCAAUUGGCUCUUAGCACCCUAAUGUAGAGGGAAACCUUCCCGGCCCCCCCCAAAAAUUGAUCCGGAAGCAAGAGGAGGCACAUAUUACUCUACAAUUUCCUCUCUAUGAUCUCUCUCAAACCCCACCCCCGCCCCACUUUUGGGCAGCAGGAAUCGCAGCUGGUGCAAAGGAGGAACCGGGUCGCUUCGUGCUUGGUGUCUGCGGUGCAGCCCCGAGAAGCCGCCAGGUCUGGUUUCGGUUCCUUUUUUCGUUACUGUUCCGUGGAGGCGGUUUGUUUGGUCCUCCAGGGUGAGAAGAGCUGCUUCCAACCCCAUCCUAGCAGGUGGGGAGGUCGUGAUACUCUUGGCCGAGCCCCACCCUUGCUGGUGCUCAAGGAAAAACCUGGGCCAAAAAUACGGGUUGGUCUUGUGAUCUUGUAGCAAAGAGCUUAUAUAUAAUAUACAGUAGUAAUGAAUCAGGGUGCAAUAAGAGGCAGCCAUGGGGUGGUAUGGUAUUGUGGGGUUAAGGGAUACCCAAAUAGGCCUGGGAAUGUUUUGGAUAACAUGACAGAGUAGGACAUUAUAACAGGAUAGCUCAGUCGCAGGAUUCUUUAGAAGCCGUUCUGUGAUUUAACUGCAAUAUAUUACUCUCCUGUUCUCUACAAACAUUGUCAUGUCAUCUGCUUUCCCCCUGCCCUUGCUGUUAUGCAAGCUGGAUGUGGAAAAAAUAUUCAAUUGGGUUUUAAAUACUUAUUGUAAUGUUAAGAACUAUGUCCCUUCCCCCUCUUAAUGGCGAUACAUGUUAAAAUAACAAUAAUUAGAAAUCCAAAGUAACAGACUGAAAUAUGUCUUGGCUCAGUACCAUAAAUAGCACCCCCCCUUCAGAUAAGAGUUAUGGGAAAUUCCAUUGUCAUCCAUUCAAAGAAUAUUAUUAUUAUUAUUAUUAUUAUGCGGUUGGAUGUUACCUUCCACUUUAAAACAUUUCCCCACUUUUGUUUUUCUGCCUAGAAACAUUUACUGUUAUUCAUCUUUGUAUUUUGUGUGUGUAUGUGGAAGCUUGUUAAAAACCUUUGUGUGGAGAUAAGCUGCUUUGCAGGCUUUUCAAAAUCUUUUGCACAGUUUUCUUUUUUUUAAGUGCUCCAAAUAUCUCAAUUAACUCACAGGUCAGCCAAAUGGCAGUUAUAAAUCUUAGGCGUAAUCUUUCUGUUUUUCUGUGUUGUGCUCUGUAUGCUUUCAAAGAUAAAAAAAUAAAAAAAGAAUAACACACUGGAAAACUCCAUAGCUUUCUCAGUACUCAGAGCUGUUCAUUAGCACUGAAAUCUUAUUCACAUCUGCCCGAGGUAAGUCUUAUUGAGUUUUUAAUAGACUUCACUUUUAGAUAAGUGUGUAUAGAAUUGCAGUAUUGGGCUGCAAACCUUGUCUCACUUACUUGGGAGUAAGGCCCACUGACUUUGAUGGGGCUUACUUUUGUGUAGACAGUUAGGAUAUUGCUGUUACUAUUUACAGGAAAAUGGAAGGGUGUGUACCUUUUACUUUAUCCACGACAUUCACUGUUCCACUUCAAACUAUCUUUGCUAUUUGUACCAUUGGAACUCUGGAUGGAAGGAAGGAAGUUUGAAGCCACUGAGUUAACUUCACAAAGUGUGAGGUCUAUAGUCCAAUAUCUGUCUCUCAUUGGCAGCCUAUAUCCAGCAUCGUCUGCAAGUAAUAUGGUUUUGACUUAGUGUCACUCAAUGAUGCUGUGGGAAAGAAGGAGCCAUGUCAGAAGACGCUGCUAGUGAGACACGUUUAUCUUUGAAGACAGCAGCUUUAAGAGUAUUUGAUCUUCCUCUUUCCUGGUAUUCUUCCCUAACCCAGGUAACCUUUGCAUUUCUUUAUUUUAGUUUGUAGUGCUUUUUGAAGCUAACAUCUAACAGUGUUUUAUAUAAUGUGCUUUUAUGUAAUACGUAUUUGGUUAAGAUGGUUUAUAUAAAAUUAUUGUUGAACGUAGCAUUAAAAAAAAUAUUGCUGUGGAUUCCAGUAGAUUUCAUUCUGUUACAUGUACUGGACUGCAGAGGCUGCAGUGAAGCCUUUGCAGUGCCAUACAUCUCAAUUGUAGAGUGAUUACAACCAGUACUGCCUAUCUUGUUUUUUCUGUUUUGCGUCAAAGUGCAUUAUUUGAUGUAUUGUCUAGCCAGUUUCUAAUUAUUUUCUGCCUUUCAGUGUAAAGUUUUUUAUUGAGCUCACUGAUAUGAAUAAACAAAAAACCCUCAAGAGUAAUAUGGGUAGUAUGCAGCUAAGUCAUAUACAGAGCAGACCUGUUGAAAUCACAGGAGAGAAGUUAGCAGCAACUAAUUUUAAUUGCUUUAUUUCAGCAGGUCUCUUGUAGUACAGUUUAGUCAGAUACCACCCUUUGUUGGCAGUUUUAAUAAUUAUAAAAUAGGGACUACCUCUUAAGAAUAUCUUGCAAAUAACCACACCCUAUGUGUAUGUUUUCUUGCUAAUGCAAGUCACAGAAGGCUUCAGACAGUGUUUUGUUUUUUAAGAUUUCUACAAAUUUAAUCAUGUUGCUGUCAGUUUUGUCCCAAUUUACGAGAUGAGCAUUUACAGAGUGUUGAUACUUCCAAUAUUUAGCAUGAUCUGCAGAAUCAGGAAGACAGAAAUAAUCUAGAGCAGGCUUUUACUGUGGGUGGUGGUGGAUAGGACAUACAACAUCUGUUUCUAAAGCAGGGUAGGGUGGAGCCCCGACUGCCAGAAACGCUGCUGCACUAUAAGAGGAGGUGGAGUGGUGAAAAGCAACAGAACAGAAAUAGACAGUGUUGGACUGAGUUUUGUUACCUUGAUGUCAAUGUGCUCCACUCCAGAAGAGGAAAGACUGCUGUAUCAUUUGUCUCAAUGACAAAAAAACCUCUACUAGUUCCAUCAACUAGGAAAAAACCUGAAUGUAUAAUGUAUCUCUAUACAAUAUGAACAGAGAGCCUGAAAGUUUGUAUAUUGAGAAACACAUAUUAGGAGUGUGAUCCAGAGGGUCAUUUUGUGCAGAUUGUUGUUGUUCAGUCGUGUCCGACUCUUCGUGACCCCAUGGACCAGAGCACGCCAGGCACUCCUGUCUUCCACUGCUUCCCGCAGUUUGGUCAAACUCAUGUUCGUAGCUUCGAGAACACUGUCCAACCAUCUCGUCCUCUGUCGUCCCCUUCUCCUUGUGCCCUCCUUGUGCAGAUAGAACUUGUAUAUAAUGCAAGCAUAGUGACAUUUGUCCGGUAACAGGCAAACCACAUGUAGCCACAGAAUGCUUUGUGAGAAUGUCUGUGUUGCACACAGGAAAACUACUGAAAGGGUUGGAAAUUCACUGUCUUGAGCAGCACACUUUGCUUGUGUUGAGGAUCUGCAAAAGUAUAGCAGAUUGCCUGCUGCUGAACUAAUAGAAACCAUGCCCAGUCCUCUGGUGACCACACCCCAGGUACCCGUUUUCCCUGAGCACCUGUUGGUUGGGAGAAGGCGCCACAACUACUCCUGUAUCCUUAGAUCAAUUGAAAAAGACAAAAAAUCAGUGGAGAGUAGAAAUCACAUCAGAUUCUGCUAUUUUCUUGUACAUUUGGCAGUGGCUGUAGUGUUAUGUCUGGUGCAAAUAAAUAAUGUGAUAAAUAAUGUGAAAUAAAUAGUGCAUGCUAAUACAUUUGUUCAUAAAGUUCAUCACAGUGUACUGAUUCUUAGUUGCUUCCAGGCUACAUAUUAUGCCAGGUGCAUCUACAAGUGGAAACCUUUAGAAAUGUCUCUAAAUGGUUACAUAGCAAAACACAGAAUAUGAUUAAUUAUAGAGUAGGACUAAUGCAGUUAAACAAAUGCUGUAAUGAGCAUGCCUUGUUCUAAAAGUAGCUAAUGUUGGGCAUAUCCAGUUCUGCUUCCAGUAAUUAUCAGCUUACCGCUCAAAUUCCUGAAAAGAAUCUGUGUUGGUCUUUGGGAGCAAAAGAAGACAUUCACUUUAACUUGUGGGCAAGUUUUCUCUAGGCCUUUGGAUUUGCCAGUGGGAAUCCAAAGGUCUGUGGUCAAAAUGUAGAAAUACAGCAUCCAAUAUAACUGUCAAAAUAAAUGCAAACGCACACUUUCUCAAAGUUAACAUAAAAGUAUAGAAUUUUAGCCUAUUGUGUGUUGUUGUUGUUAUAUUUUACAGAAAUUAUUUAAGAUUUAUACACAAUAAAUUGCACAGAGUUUCUUUGAUUGGUGUAGUGUUCAGAUUUCAAAUGUUAACUUAAACCUAUUGCAUCAAAACUGAAUUAUUUUUUUCUCCUUCUGUAGAACAUAUGAUAUAACUUACUUUUUAAAAUAUGUGUUUUAAGGUUAAGGUUUCCCCAGGUCUCAAGAAGUUAUUUGUAAUAACAGCAGUGGGUGCAGUGUCUGUGCUUUUUCUUGCCCAUCACUUCAAAAGAAAGCGUGGGAAGAAAACCAGGAAUGUAUCUCCAUGGGAGCCAGGCCACGUCGUGUUAGACUAUAUAAAAACACCUGCAUCAGAGAAAGGUAGGUGACACGAUGUCUAAGGAAAGCCAAGAUUCUGUACACACCUGGAAGGAAGCCUCAUUGAACACAGUGGGGCUUACUUCUGAGCCCGCCUAUGUAGACUUGCAGUGGCCAGCUUUAGAAGUACAUGGAAAUAAGUUGGAAAAAUUGGGGCUUAUUGCCAAGCAAGCAUUUUGGGACUGGGGUAGAGGUUUUUGGUUUUUUAAGUUCCUCAGCUUGGUUUCCCACUGAAACAUGUACUAUAUGCAUGCAACAGUGUGUGUGCACCACAACUCCUUCCUUAACAAAUCCCUAAACUGCCUCUUUAUCGCUUAGAGAUAAUUUUUUUAAACCACAAUAAACAGUUGGGAGGCUUACCAUAGCCCUGAUUGGUCUGCAAGGAGAUGGACACGUGUAGCACCUUUUCCCCCAGCAGCAGGUCCAGCAUAAACCUGCCUGCAGCCUUCCUUUUUGUUUUCCCAUCCUCAAGCCUUGCUGAUUACAAAGUGCACGUGCUUAUCCUUCCUUAUAGAAAGCAAUAGAUGAGAGCUUAGUGAUUCACAGCUUAUACAAUCAUUGUACAGCAUUAAUAGCAUUCUAGAAUGUUACAUUACUUUCAAAAUGAUAAUUUUAAGAGUUACUGGAAAAGAAAGAGUUAUCCCAUCUUAAAAAGUUAUUGCUCGAAUACAGCAAAAUUGGUUAGUUGUUGUUUAAUGAAAACCCUUUGCGGUCAUGCAAGUGACACUUGCUUCAAUGGGGGUUACUCCCAGGUAAGUCUGCAUGGGUCUGUCACUUUGAUUAUAUUAUCUUCCUCUUCAGGUUCCAGUUGUUCCAGCAGCAGACAAAAUCUAACACUUUCAUUGAGUUCAGCCAAAGAAAAAGGUUCUCAAUCCUAUAUCAAUGCAAAUGGAGGCCUCUUCAGUAAAUAUUCAGGUUCAGUGCAGAGUUUGGCCUCGGUAAGCAUAUCUUAUUAUUUUCAUGUAGUUUGCUGAUAAGCUGUUGAAUAGUGAUUCCCCCCAUUGACUUGCAUAGGGGCAGGAAAGAGGCACUCUUCCUGGAUCAGUGCUCCUCUAGAAUGUGUGCCAUUUUUAUGCUGACUCUCACCUUGCUUUUCCUCCUGUACAAAAUGAAGCUUAAAGGCACCUAGCCUGAAAACCCUUGGGCUUAUUUGUCUAGCUCGCUUCUUACCUAGGGGCACCUCUACGCUAUUGUCACACAAAUUGCCCACAAAACUAUGGGGACAUCUAGUGGAUAUUUUUUAAAAAUGAUCCCCAAACUGAAAGACUGCCCUUCUAGAAAGCCAUGUGAGCUAAGCAUCCCAAAUCUGACACCUGUCCAUCUUCUUUAAAUUAGGUCCAAAGUGCCGCAUCCUGUCCUAGCUGUGCUUGUGUCAAUUCUAGUUCCUGGGACAAAGCAGAUGAAGAUGAUAUAAAGCUGGUCAAUGUUCCAGUAACUACUCCAGAAAACUUAUACUUGAUGGGUAAGUGAGCAGAUUCCUUAGAUGCAGCAUUUAUUGCUGCUUUUUUUAAAAGUUUCUAAGUUCAGGAUUGUUUGCUAUUACAAAAAUAGUGUUACUUUCUUUCAAGGGCAUGAUAACACUUGUAUUUAACAACUGUUAAAGAUAUUUGUUGCCUUAAGCCCUCUAUAGGCCAUAUAACAUAUCUGUCUGUUCUGCAGCAGAGUAGCUGGGGCAACCCAGCCAGAUGGGCAGGGAGUAAUAAUAAUAAUAAUAAUAAUGCAUGAACACAAAGCCUGCCACAUGCAGGCUUCAGGAACAGAAAGAGCAUGUGGUGUGUAGUCUCUGUAGACAACAAAAAUUUUAGAAACUAAUAGAAACAUGAAACCUUCCUCAUCUACAGUGUUGCUACGUGUAUUCACAAUAUGUUUGCUUAUUGAAUAUUAAAAGAACGUGUGGCUUCGCUUGGAACAAUUGAAUUGGAAGGACUCAAAAGCUGUCUAAUCCAUGGGGGCCGAAUCCGGCCCAGCCGCCUUCUAAAUCCGGCCCGCGGAUGGUCCAGGAAUUAGCAUGUUUUUACAUGAGUAGAAUGUGUCCUUUUAUUUAAAAUGCAUCUCUGGGUUAUUUGUGGGGCAUAGGAAUUCGUUCAUUUCCCCCCCUUCAAAAUAUAGUCUGGCACCCCCACAAGGUCUGAGGGACAGUGGACUGGCCCCCUGCUGAAAAGGUUUUCUGACCUCUGUUCUAAUCCAUUCCCCUCUCACAAUGCAGCGUUCCUCCUGAUCAGUCAGUGAAGUACAUGGCUUGCUCAGCUAGAGUGCCAGUACAUUGGACUGAUUUAUUUGGCAGUCACCUUUCUACAAAGGGUUCAAGUGUUGAGCCAUGCCACCUGGUACAAGGGAAGGCAAACUGAAAAUCUGAUACAGGGUUGUUACAUUAGUAAACAUUUGUUUCAGGAAUGGAACUAUUUGAAGAAGCUCUUCGCCGAUGGGAGCAGGCACUGACGUUUCGUAACAGGCAAGCGGAAGAUGAAGCCAACUGUAGCGCCGUCAAACUUGGAGCAGGUGAUGCUAUUGCAGAAGAAAGUGUAGAAGUAAGUAAAUGAGUUGCUGUUCCUUCAGAUAAUUUGUUUCCCCUGUUUCUGGUUAAAAUUCCAAAGUAUACUCCAGCUUCUAGCAAAGAAGCUAAAAUUAUUCAAGAGAACCUGGAUAACACCAAGAUUGCAGGUUCAAUCCCUGUAAAGGACAGCUGCAUAUUCCUGCAUUGCAGGGGGUUGGACUAGAUGAUCCUCAGGGACCCUUCCAACUCUUAUGAUGCUGAGGAACUCUCUGAGCCUCUUGAAUGCCUGCAAUAUGAGCAACUGCUUCCCCAGUGACCUAUUUCUUCUUCAGUGUCUUUCUUCCUUCAAAAGUUUUCAAUAUAUCAUAGUACUGCAUUGGCCCGAAUAUAAGCUGCACCCGAAUAUAAGCCGCUCCCUUAAAAUUCUGCAGGCACUCACACCCGUUCCAUUUUACCGUAUGUCUGUUUCAGCAGCGAUAUCGUAAAAGCCCAUUUUUGUAAGGUCACAAAUUUAAGCUGCACUUUAACUUUUCACGGUCGGUAUUUGGGGAAAAAGUGAGGCUUAUAUUCAGCCAAUACGGUACUAUUAAAAUCAAAACUUACACAAAGCUAUCUCAAAAUUAUCUCAUUGCAAAUCCUGGCUAGGAUGAACUGGCAUGGGCUUAAUAGGAUAACAUUAGAAGAUGAUUCCUAUAUUCUUUUAUCCCCUACUUUGGCCAUCUAAGAAUGCUGCACACUGAGCCUACAUUGGUUGGACCCUCUUCCAUUGGUUAGUUAACUUUUAAAGUGUUUGCCUAUUCUCUCGAAGUACCAAUCUGCCUUUCACUUUGCUACUUUAAUUGGGCCUGGGAUUUGGAGAGGUGUUUGCCCACUAUCUCCUGUGCCUAAGUGGAAGCACAAGAAAAGCAAUUUACUCCUGACCCACGAAUAUGGGAAGCAGCAGACUGGCAGCCACCUUGCUGAGGCAGAUGACAUAGCUUAUAGUUCUUUCUCCAUGGACUUCCUCCCCAUAGCUGUCAACUUGCAGAUUUGAAAAUAAGGGAUCAGCAGCCAAAAUAAGGGAUUUUCCGGGCACAGGUAUGUUCAACUUCUGAGCCCUUCCGAGCCAAAGACAGAAAGCCCAGCCAGCAGCCAAACAAAGCCUCAUCAAUAAGGGACAGCAGCGGGACAUGGCGCUGGGAUAAGGGACUGUCCCGCCAAAUAAGGGACACUUGACAGCUAUGUUCCUCCCUGGCCAAGGUUAGAGAAAACAGGUGGGGUAGAGGCACAGAUAAGAACAAAGUUUGCACAACUGGCCAACCUCACAAGGCAGUUAUUUGUACAGUAAUCUUUAUAGGUCCACAGUGAUGGAAACCAUAAGCAUUUUGCUGCUAAAAGGCAUGAAUUCCACACAUACUUUAAAUUCUCUUUUUGUACCCAGUUGCAAACAUGUUUAUGUGGAAGUUCCAGGGUGGGGUAUCUGAAGUAUAUGUACAUAGGAUUGCACCUUUAGUUUUUCUGAAGUGAGCUUCUUGAAGUAAGCAUGCUCCUAGAGUCCAACUUUCCUAAUCUUAAUAGGUUAGUUGCUGUUCUAGGUAAUGUUUUCAGGUCCUGCUGAUUUUUGCAUGUGGCACAGUAUAAAUAUUUGAUAUAAAUAAUAACCAAAAAAGUGUUUGUUCAUCCUUGUGCAUAUCAGAAUCUCCAUGAGCUGCAUAAAAUAUUGGUGACAGAAUGUAUUUGCCCUCUGCAACUUCUGUUUUGCAGGAUAUCAUUAGUGCUGAAUUCAUUCAUAAGCUUGAAUCCUUGCUCCAAAGAGCUUAUCGUCUUCAAGAAGAAUUUGAGGCUUCUCUUGGGGCAUCUGAUCCUGCUUCCUUUGCCAAUGAUAUUGGUGAGUUUGUCUUGGCUUUAAACUUGCAUGUUUCUUGAUAAUAUAGGGCUGCUGGUCUUGAAAACUUAUUGGGACAUGGUGAAGAGGCAGAAAUAGGGAAAUGAGAAUUUACUUGUGAUUCGAGUUGCUCCUCUUGUACAAAGGAUCAGUUCCACAAAGCUGGUUUAGCUGCUGGCUCAUAGUAGUAGCACAAGGAGCCUGUAAAGUGAUUUGUUAUCUGCACAUCUACAUAUUUGGACUGAAUUUAGACCCAAAGCCCCUGGUGUAAAGAGUUGUCUUGCAUUUGGCUAAAAAGCAUUGUAAUCAUCAGUGAGACAUGAAAGCAGAGAUUUGCGGGAAGAUGAGGAUACUUCUUAUGUAUUGUGUAAGAAUACAUAGCAAAGCAGAACAUGGCUACUUUGCUAACUAUGUAUUGUAAGCUAGGUCUGGUCAAGUAGUUUGCCAGCCCUCGGCCACAUCAGCAUGUGCGAACAGGUAAAAGGAUAACAUCUUUGAACUUGCUUACAAGUCAGACUUGUACCGUGCUGGCAUUUUCAACUUUAAUUUUUGAGGUACUUCUGUACAACUGACUGCAGUGGCCAGAAGAGACUUGCUGGUAGUCUGUUAUAAUAAAUCACACCAAAAUAAACCCUUUCUUCCACAACUUUAGAAGACUGAGCUUGCUUAGUGCCAGUCUGUUGUUUCUGUAAAAAGCAAGGUUGCGUGGAGCUAUUGAGAACAUAUGAAACUGCAUUAUAUUGAGUCACACAGUUGGUCCAUCUAGCUCAUUGCUGUCUGCACAGACUGGCAGCACCUCAGUCCCUGGUCUCAGGCAGAGUACAUUCCUAGUCCUAUGUGUACUAAGGACCUUCUUCAUGAAAGCUGAUGCUCUACUGCUAUGGUAUAUCUCAGUUAGAACCUUAAAAAUAUCAAAGUUAGUAUUUGGAUGCCAGGAUGAUCAUGGAUCAUGCCUAGAAGCUUUGUAUGUUUUCUUUGAUAACAGCUGUAAACUUGAAAUACAAAUUGCUUCAUUGUGUGAUUUGCAUAGAUAAUGCAGAAAACUUUGGAAUUGGGGGACGCCAAAUAUAUUUUAAGAAGAUUAAAUACUGCUGUAUCUCAGAAUAACCGAUUUACUGAAGGAUGUGUGAUUAUGAAAGUUGAAGUGUCUAUGAAUGUGAGGUGAGACUGUCAGUUUGCAUUUAUUAGUGCAGAAAGUAUUGAUCUGAUGUGUAGAGAUCUUUCCUAUUCUGCUUAAUUCACAAGGCUUCUGGAAGCUUCUCUGUGUGAAAGAAGCAAGCAGAAGGUUCAUGAUGUUUGGGUUAUACCUUCAGAGAAGCUGAGAACAGCUGGCUUAAACUGGUUCUGUGAUCUCUUUCAGUCAAGGUCCUGCUGACUAUAAAAGUAAAGCCAGAAGGAGCCCGGGUUUCACUUUCUCUUUCUAUCUCUUUUCCUUAUGGUGUGGUGUUCUGUACAGUGGUACCUCGGGUUACAUACGCUUCAGGUUACAUAUGCUUCAGGUUACAGACUCCGCUAACCCAGAAAUAUUACCUCGGGUUAAGAACUUUGCUUUAGGAUGAGAACAGAUGAGAACGGUGGUAGUGCAGUGGCAGCAGGAGGCCCCAUUAGCUAAAGUGGUGCUUCAGGUUAAGAACAGUUUCAGGUUAAGAACGGACCUCCAGAACAAAUUAAGUACUUAACCUGAGGUACCACUGUACAUAGUAUGCUUAGUGUUAAGGUUUAGACUUGUUAUAAGUUAUUGUAAGUUUAAGUCUGCUGCAACUCGAUUUCUUAUGGACAGUGCCAAUCCUGAAUGUAUAGGAUUUGUGACCAUUAUGCUCAUUUGCUUUCAGCAGCAGUAAAGCUCUGCUGGAUGAAAUAGUAAUUGCCUCUGGUCUAUUUUUUUGGGAAUCCUGCAACGUGUUUAAGUUUUUACUCUGCUAACUAUAUGUUGGAAUUCUACUCUGGGUCAAUAUUGAGUAGAAAUUCAUGUCAGAGACUUCUGGCUCCCAGCUCAAUUAUUAACUCGCUAGGUGGCCCGAAGUAAGAUAUUUAGUCUUCAGUCCCCCUCUGCAAAAUAUGCGUUGUUAUUAGCCUACCUACCAGGGUUAUUGUAAAGAUUAUUGAGAAAAUAUAUGAAGGACUUUAAAGUGCUAUAAUAAUCACAAACUGUUUGUUUUAAAACUACUGAUAAGUAUAGAAAGCCGUUAUGAGAAAUUGAUUGAAGGGUGAGGCAGAAAUUCGUAUAAUGGUACCUCGGGUUAAGUUCUUAAUUCAUUCCGGAGGUCUGUUCUUAACCUGAAACUGUUCUUAACCUGAAGCACCACUUUAGCUAAUGGGGCCUCCUGCUGCUGCCGCGCCACCGGAGCACGAUUUUUGUUCUCAUCCUGAAGCAAAGGUAAUAUUUCUGGGUUAGUGGAGUCUGUAACCUGAAGUGUAUGUAAGCUGAGGUACCACUGUAUUAUGCUUUCAGAAAUGCUAGUGUGUUGAAACAAAUCAACACUAAUUUCCUGCCCCAAAUCACUUAGCAGCAUCAGCAGCAGGGGGAAGCAUUGUACAUUAAAUUCAUGACAUCAGGUUUAUUGGGAAGCCGAGCAGCCAUAUGUAUUCUGCAUCCCCAGGAGCUAAGUAAGGCAAAGCACUGUCUCUGUUGCCAAGUAGAUUUAUUGGUCACAACUUGUUCCUGGAAAGUGUGCAUUUUAAGAUAAUGGCAACUGUCCAGCUCUAGAUUUUCAUGGCUUUAAAGUUGGAGGCGCAUGCUGCCACUGCUAAUUUGUACAGUAGAUAAGAUUGCGACCCAUUUUCAAAGCUAUUGGCAAUUCUUAAGAUGGUGUAAAUGAAUAACUCGGCAAUGGGGUAAUUGAUUGCAUGUUUGAAUUAUAGAUAGAAACUGUUUUCCCUCUGAAACAUGACAUUUGUGUUCAUUCCAAUAUUGAUUUGUGAGUUUGAAUCACGGUUGCCACCAGGGGUCAGUCUUCCAAUGGCUUUUUAAAAUCCUGUUCAAAGCAUGCUUCCUGGGAACUUGCUAGUUAAUUUUAGUUUUCUGGCACAUUUUUCCCCCAACACCUGCUACUGUAAGUCAUAACACAGAAAGGGGCUUGAAUGUCAGCUCUGAGGUUAGAAAUCACACUGAUAUACAUUGGCAUAUAUAUCCGCAUAGCAGCUGUUGGAUGUCAAUUUCCUUUUUAAUUUUUCUUCCUUGAGUUUCCAUAGUUUUCAAAGGGUUAAAUUAAUUUAUAUGUUUCACAGUACAGUACUGCUGGUGUGUACAGAUGACGAAAUUGUAUCAAGAGAGCUAAAUAACAAUCAAAAGAGCCUUUCAGUACAGAAUGCUGAAGCAACAUGCAAGGGCAAAACAGAAUACUAAUAAUGGCAUAUUAUUGUUGCCCUGAGUGGUUUCUGUCACCUUAAUGUUGUAACCUAAAGCAGUUGGCUCUUUUAAUCUGUGUUUCUGAGAUUUGAAAUAGAAAAUCACCCCCCCCCCCCAAAUAAUUAUUUUUAGAUUCACAGUAGGCUGGAUACCACAGUGUUUUGUUUUAUAUAAAAUAUUUUUUCCUCUCACUUUUUUUUUACAGCGCAGAUAAACACUUUUAUAUAAAAAACAAUAUUCAAUAGUCGAUUCAAUGUGGCAAAAUGUAUAAGUCUUAUUAGGCUUUCAAUGAAGGAAAAUCGUAAUUUCCAGGGCUGUCUACCUGGCAAGACUUUGAUCCCCACCUGAUCAUCUCCAAAUUAUCUCCACAGACUGCGUUUCCCUCAGUCAUUGAUGCUUUCUCUGUACCUAAUUUUGUGUGCCAAGUAAAAACCGUGGCUUGAGUUACCUGUCAGCCAGAUACAUUUCUCUCUCUGAAUUCAAAUCUUCAUUAAAAUUCUUGUUGUUGGAUAAAGGACCAUACAGACCCUCGACCACACCUACCUUUGUUCCACUCCACGCUUUGUAACCAUAGAAUAUUUAGCUGAAUAGUUGAAGAAAGGGAGUCGGGAAUUAGCAAUAGUUUCCUGGGACUGCUUCAGUAGCUGAGCUGUGCCAAAAGCAACAUAACCUCAGACACAAUAAUGGGAGGACGGCUUGGCAGGAAGGACUAGGUAAUAUUAUGGUUGAGCUGAGAUGUAAAGUAAAACAAUAUUUUAAGGCCUUCUGUUUUCCUCAGAUUCUCGUCUGAAGGAGGAAUCUGCCAAAAGAAGUCUUAGAACAGGAAAGAGGGAAGAGAUAGUUGAGGUGUUGAUUCUGUUAGAGGAGCCACAUCGACUGCUGUGCAGAGACGGUGUAGGCCAGAAAAUGAGGGUUAGAGAGAGGAGAAAGUGUGUUUGUAUCCAACAGCUCUCCCACCCCCCCACAAACUAACCAUUGAGCCUUUUUUUAAAAUUAAAAACAACAAACAAGGAAUAGCUGCCAUAUUUUCAGGACAAAGUUAUUCUGGUCCUUAAAAAUGAGGCUGCUAUAGAUACUGGUAUGUGCACUGUUGGUACUCUUCAUCCUUUUCAGACACAGGAAUCACCUUUAACCCCAGCAUCCAUUUUGAAGCCCAUUUCUUAGUAUUUUUUCUACCGUGUAUUCGUAUGGUGGUAGUGCUGUUGUUGCAACUCACCUUAGAUCAGACUGUUAGUGGUAGCUGGUCCUGACCAACCAGUUGAAAAGUGAUAUAAUGUGUGCGUAUUACACAUGUAUUGGUUGAUGAAAUGAAAAAGGACCUGUUGGCUUCCUAUCCUCCCUCCCUCCCUGUGAUUUCUCUGUCAGAACUGGUGGUGGAUCAAGUUGCAUUAAUUAGCUCCUCACAAAUAGAAGUUCAGUGCUACUUGAAAAAGAAAGAAAAAGAAAAUGUGGUUCCUGAUGUCUUUAGAUGUGAAAAGUCAAAAAAAUAAAAAAGCACAACACUAGCAGGGAGAGGCAGGUCCUUCUACAAAUCCCCUCCCAGCUUAGGGCACCCCCACACAUCUAGUGCUGCUUUGCCCUCGUAUGUCAUGGAUCCUCCAGUCAGAAGUACUUGCCUACGCUGAUGGAUGUGUUUGGGUGAAAGUGCCAUUUAUAAGUGUAUUUAUGUAAUUAAUGUAUGUAUGUAUGUAUGUAUGCAUGCACCUUUCACAAUGGUAGAAAACAGAGAGACGGAGGGGUGAGUAAUCUGGUGUUUUGGAGCCCAAAACAAAAGGUCUCCUCUUCCAAGAGGAAGCAAAAUGGUUUUAAUAUGGAGAUGUGGAAAAGCGCUUUUGUUUGUGCAAGGCAGCCAUCCGUCUUUGAGCCCCAUUCAAAAGGUAGCAGAGGGUUGGUGCACCCUCUUGUUGGAUGACCAGACUUUUGCUUGAUCUUCUCUGGAUCCAAAGCAUUUAGAAUUGAAUGCAGUCUGGAUGUAUUGGGGGGGGGGAAACCUUAAUCAUGCUACUUGCUUCAGGAGUACCAUGGUAAGAACAAGCAGAGAGGUUUGGGUAUCUCUUGGAUACAAUUUAUUAUUGUGAUUUUUCAAAUGGGAGAUAAGGACUUGGAUUCCUCCUUUCCUAUGUUAAGGUCUGUUCAAGAGCAAAGAGGCACUCUACCCCUUUCAGCGCCCCCCAAAAUAAUAACAAUUGCAACUUUUUCACAAGUCCCCUCUUGUAAGGUUGGAUCCAGCAGAGGCUUCUGUAAAUUACUAUGGAGAAGAGAUAAUUUUACUGAUUUCUUCCUGUGCUACUGCUCUUGUGUAUCUAUUUGCUGAAUAUUUAUUUUCAAUGUGGGAUAGCCUUUCGAGUAGCUUCCAGUGUACAAAAAUAAGUUAGAAUGUAAACUGACUAUGUCUCUUUCUAUAGCUUAACUUCAAAUGACUUAGCAUCGCAAGAUAACUUUGCCAUUCUUCAGCUGUUAAUCACUGUAACAUAGACCAGUUAGAACUAUAUUAAUGCUUUGAGUUUUAUUUGGAUUCCUAAUUCAAAGCAUGUGCUCAGUUUUUCUGACGCCAUAUGCGUCAGUCAUUGACAUUAGUCACCGCUUAAAGAUAGGCAUGUGAGUUGGGACAUGAAAAUUGACACUUCCUCAUCAUAGAAUCGCCGAGAACUAGGGGCUUAACAAUAACCUAUACUUCCUGUGCAUGCUGACCUUCGUAGAAAUUGGAAGAAGGCUACAGAAGAUUAAAUUCAAAACUACAUGGAAUUCUCAUUUUUUAAAAAGCCAACUUUUCCUGUCAAAUUAACUUUUUCUCUGAAAGUCACCAUUUUGUCAUUAGCUCAAUCAAGCGAUUGCUGCAAAGGCACUACAAUGGAUUAGGCACAACUGCUUUAGCUGCUAUGGUUCAUCAUUACGGGGGGGGGGUUGGUAUGGGUCACCAUAUUGGUACAGGAAAUAGCAAAUUUUAUCACUGAAAAGUUUCUCUUAAUGCAGUGUCAAAAUGACAACAUAUCGUAGAUAUGAAUUAUGUUCCAGAAAUUCUGUUUUGCUGGAGAUAGCAAGAAGUACAGGAGAUGAAACACAUUACUUCUGUUCAUUGUCAUGUUGAAUAUAUAAUUUUAGAGUUUAUAUAGUUUUGUUUUUCAUUGUAAACUGCUUUAUUUCAAUAGGAAAGCAGAGUUUAAAUGUUAACUCAAAAUUUUAAUCUACUUAAACUUGUACACCACAAUUUUGUGUGUGUGUGUGUACUUAUAUGUGUGCUCUGUGUGUAUAAAUAAAACACAAUAAAUAAAUAAAUAAUAUAGUGAACUAAAACACAACUACCUGGGUGAUUGAAAAACUAACCUGCAUUGAAAUAACAUCAAGUUAUGGUCCUAGGUACUGGACUACUUCUCCUGCCUCCCAACUAUUUUUUUUUCUGCUUAAGUGUUUUAGCUUCAGAUGAUUUUCUAUUUGGGUUUAGAAAUAACAUGUAACUUUCUGCUUGCGACCUGAUCACCCUGUAUAUGGGCUCUCUUGCAGGAUACAUAUGCUGCAAUUGAGAUGUUUUCCUGAAGCCAAACCAAGUUUCCUACAUGUCUCUUAAGCGGCUAUACUAAUUUUGCAGCUCUCCUUGGCAUCUUCCCAACUUCUGUUGCUGGAACGUUAAUGAACAUUCCAUGACAUCAGAACAGUGCAGCCAGUAGUGAAGAGGGAAAGUGUGCAGGCAAGGUUAGAUGAAAAGGGGGGAAGUGACAAUAAUAAGAAAGCUGCAUCUGUUUGUGCUUAUCUGUUGCAAGAUCCAAAUUCAGUUGCAACUAGGAAGCAGUAAUGAUGGGUCUUAAUAAGGCUAAACUAAACAAAUGAGUGCAAGAAAGCUUUUUUGUUUGUUUUAGAUCUUGACUUCCUUCCUGAAUGUGAUGACAAGUGAAAUAUUUAUCUAAGUGCUAAUCGCACAGUAACGUUCCAUUAAGUUCCAAAGUUCUGACACAUUGGGAAAGAAAUAGGAACGCGUUAUUUUGCUGUCGCUAACCUGUGGCCAACUUUAAACUUACUUUCGACUCCAAGCCUAAUUCGCAUGCCAACUUCUUUUCUAACACAACACAUAUUGCUGUGUCACACUUUGUUUUGUAUUUUUAGUUCUGUGUGGUAGGAAGGAGUGUGGGGUGCAUGCUUACCUUGGGGCCUCUGUAUGACCCACAGUUUGCCCUCUUUAUUCCAAUGCCUUUCCCCACUGAAAUUAGGCUUUUAAAAUGGUUUCUAAUAAUAACAAAAGAAUAUAAGCCUAAUUGCAGUUCAGGGGUUCAUUUUUGGAGAGGAAGGUACUGCUGGGGAGGGAAGGAUUAAUCUUGUCCUCCCCUUGCCCUGUGUUCCCUCCCUAGUGUCAACAGUGUCUGCUUUUGCAAUUGAAAAAAACACAUUUUUUGCCUUUGAGGGAAGCUUUCUUCGAGCCCUAAUUGUUGAGACUGGCACUGAGGCAAUCCUGCUGGAGACUGUAGCUGGGAAAGUGAGAGUUAUUCUUCCUUCCCAAUUACAUUCUCCUCAGAAGAUCACACACCUGCUGUGGGAGUUAGGUUUGAAAAAUCCAAAUGCUGCUUUUCGGCUCUUAUUGCUGGUAAGGGGGAGUGUACGAGACCAUCUCCACUUUUGGUAUGUAGUCCUUGAAGGGUUGGCCAAGGGAUAAGGUGGUGCUUGAUCCAAAAGAGGUUUCCUGCUGUUGUUGUAAGGUAUUGAAGGAUGAGUGGGAAGGGAAAGAAGGUCAAAGUUUAGAAAGCCACAAAAGGGACUGAUUGCAAACUAGGGAAUCUCUUCUUUAAAAAAUCUCUCAAAGGAAGGGUCAGAGAAUGAGCAGCCCUGUAGGUUCUACUGGACUCCAACUCAUCAUUGGCCAUGGUGGCUGAUGGGAGCAGAGCCCAGAAUCCCCAUCCUUGUACCUCACUGAGUUGAUAAAAAGACAUGAUUUUGCAGCAGUCCUAGUUUAAAUUUUGCCUUCUUUGUUCUUUUCACCAGUACAAAAGUACCAUGGCACUGAUAUGUGGUUUGAGACUCAAUGGGUUGCUGGAGGACUUCAGUAACGCAAAAUCUAAGACUAAUUUUGUACAAUUCCACCCGCAGCCACACACCGUGUGCCCCAUCCCAUUUUGUUCAAAAGGAUCAGACUUCAGGGAGGCUUUUUCAGGGGCUUUUGUGGGGAGUGGAAGUGUGCGUAAGUUUAACUCCUCUUAAGAGACAAGCUCAUGUUUCUCCAUAGUGAUAGCUAGUUGACAUCUCAGAGUAGUGGAUAUGUCUAUAUACUAAUUAAUACAUCAGCAUACCAGCAUGUGCACCUGCGUUUUUCAGAAGGAUUUCCUGUUAGAAUAGCCUUUGUAAAUCUAGAAGAAUUGGCGUGAGCAAUUAUACAGCGAAAUAGUGCUUUGUGUUAUGUUUCUCUUCCCACUCUUUCUUUUUUGAAAAAGUUAUAUCCAAUUCCCCAAACAGCUUUUCAAACUUGUGUUCAAAAAAGCUGGUUAGAAACCUUCUGUUAGACAUAAACCCUCCCAAAAGAAUUUAGACGUGUGGAUUUAUCAUAUGUUAGACACAUGUUUUACCACUUGGAUUGCAUCCCAGAUCUGUUAAUUAGUUAUUAGAUUAAGUUAUAUAAUAUUCCUUUUCCCUUUUUUUUGGUUAUGAACUUCUGUGUUUCUAUGACAUAACCAACUGGAAUUAACUUGUCCUGCUUUUCCUAAAAGAUGAAGAAUAUGAGUAAAUGUUUCUCUGAUUUUGUUCACACUCUGUGAAGCAUGGAGAAAGAAAAUGCUAAUCAUUACACUUUGUUCCACUUCGUUUUCGCUUACUUAGUUUUCAGCAAGUGGAUUAAGUUUUAUUUUCCAAAGAUUAAGUUACUGUGACUGAUCCUUACUGAGACUUUUUACAUGUACAUAGCAUGAUAAGAAAGCUCUCCAAGUAUGUAAUCAAGUCUUCCUUCUAUGUUAUAUGAAUUUCAGCUUAUAAAUAGCAUGGUUUCUCUGAGGGUUGCUAUAGUGCAUUGAUAGGAAACCUAUGGCCCUCCAGAUGUUGUUGGACUUCAGUUCCCAUCAACCCCAGCCAGUGUUGGGAGUUGUAGACCAGUCAACAUCUGGAGGACCAAAGGUUCCUCAUCCUUGCCAUAGGAUGUGUGACAGGUCAAGCAGCAGAGGGAAUAGGUAAAAAUAUACAAGUACGUUGGACAAAUUUGUCCAUGAAUUGGACAAAUUGCUGGCAGCUAAGGCUACUAAUCACAAUGGAUUUAUGCAUCUAUGGGGGACAAGAGUGGGAGAGGGACUUGAUGUAGCUUUCAUCUGAUUUCAACAGGACUCAUGUUACGGCUACAGAAAGAUAGUGGGUUCCUAAUCCGAUUUUUAUUUUUCCCAGUCUGCCCUUUCAGAGAGCCCCAGCACUUCUCUUCAAUCCAGGAGGUGGCAGGCAGUGGGCGACAUGAGCUUUCAGCAUAGUCUGGAAAAGCUGGGGAAUGGCCUGGCAUAGUGCCCAGAAUGAUGCUGUGCCCAAAGAGGAAGCUGGCUGUUGAGAACAGGUGGGCUGGGAACCGUGAUCUGGCUGGCCAUUUUAAUUGUGAUAGAGGCUGCCAAGAAGAGAGACAGAAGCAUUUUGUUGAAGGGCACUUUUUGAAGAAGAUGGCAUUUUUUGAAGAGUGUGCAGAUAGCAGAGUGGUUUCUGUAGGUUUCAUAUUUAUUCAAUUGCUAUAAUGCCUUCAUCCAAUGAUCACCGGACAGUUUACAAUAUAAAAACACAAAAAAUACAUACUAUCAUAACAAACAAAAACAAUUCCCCCCAGUUUAAAAGGCCAUAAAUUGUUUACUUAGCCAAAGGCCUGGGGAGAAGGGUUUUGGCAUGUUUUGGUCCAGGCGCCUAAAGAAAAUGCUUUCUUGAGAAUGCCCUGGUUUUUUUGUUUGCUUCUGGAUGCUCCUACCUGAAGCAUGAUGGUUGUUGUUGUUUAGUCGUUUAGUCGUGUCCGACUCUUCGUGAGCCCAUGGACCAGAGCACACCAGGCACUCCUGUCUUCCACUGCCUCCUGCAGUUUGGUCAAACUCAUGCUGGUAGCUUCAAGAACACUGUCCAACCAUGAUGGUAGAAGCAGGGGUGGCUAACCAGGCUCUCUCCAGCUUAUGGGAGCCACCUCUGUCUUAAAGGGGAAAGGAAAAGGAAGGGGGAAUUGUAAUGGUUGAGAAAAACAAUCAGCCCAAUAAAAUAUACGACCCCAAAUUAGAUGUGUUUGAAAGGAAGCUCUCAGUGUUUGAGAAAUAAGGUGCAUAAUUGAUUUUUUUUAACACACACGAACACAACAAGAAAUCUCUCUCAAUACAUUGCAUUUUACAUUAUAUUUAGACUUCGUCUGGAUCUGUUUUGUUGCUUUUAUGCCCGUUUGUAAGGACAACAGGUAUAUGUUUUCUAUUCCACUAUCAGCUUACUUUCCUUUUUCUUCAGGAAUGCCUGCUGAGAAUAAAGUAGCUUGUAAUUUGGAACGAGAGUUUUUUGUAACCAAUGGGGGCGCGGAGCCAGAGCCACUGUGGGAGUUCCUAGACUGCCUUGUCGAAAGCCAGCUGUUUGUGAGAGUGACGGGGCAAAAAGCAUGGUGCAAAGGGCACACUUGGUGUUGUGUUUGAGCAAGGACUGGGGCUCUCUUGGCGGUCCACCACUUUUUCAUGUGAUUGACAGUGCUGCUGUUUGAAGGGAUGGUGGCAGGGAUUACGCGCGCCGUGUGCACAAGCUUCAUCUGAAGUAAACAUAUUGGAAGUUUAAAAUAGCAUCUCUUCAGCUGAAUGAUGGGGACUGUGAGGGCAUAAAGGGCUGAGGAGACCUUGUGACUAAGAGAGAGACCCAUUUUUAUGACAUGAGAGUGUAUCUUUGUGGCAAUUAAUGUGAACAAUUAGAAAUUAACGUAAUAUACUCUUUAGGUACAACUGAAUUAGAACUAAAGCGAGUGGGUAAACUGAGGAACUUCGUUUUCUACAUCUGUGAGGUAAAUUUUAAAGGAUCAGUUGGUUAGCCUUACAAAAUUGGUUUGUAAACCAAUAGGUAUAUUCAUGGUGAUGGAGGUAAUAGGUAAUUUGGAACAUUAAAAAGAGAGCAUAUUUGUUUCUCUAUCCUCCAGUAUUUUGGAAUAUAUCAACUGAAGUAGAAGACACUAAUGGGAUAACUCUGUAAUCAUUGGACGCGGGCAUUAGCUUGAUCAAAUCGUAAAUUAGAGAACAUUUGUGAACGUUUUUUCAGAAGCUGAAUGUACAAUGUGGCUUCCGCGGCCUCCAGUUGAGUGCAGGAAGCUCCUGCAGCCAAUCGGGAGCCGCGCCUUGGUUUUCGAACCAUUUCGGGAGUCAAACAGACUCCCGGAACGGAUUAAGUUUGAUAACCAAGGUACCGCUGUACUUAGGCUGAAAAAGUCGUAAGUCAGGGUAGGGAGAAACACCCUUGUAUCUAAGGUUUGAUACAAUCUUCUAUUGCGGUUUUAUUCUUCAGUAGCUUCAGGCUUUGUGCAUUAAAGCUAAAGCCUGUGGCUGCUUCCCUGCUAAAGUGUAAAUAAUUUCACUCUUUGAUUGACUUAGGAAAUCCAGCAACGCCUAAAGACAAGGCAGUCUAGAAGGACUGUGGUUUCUUAAAUAAGUACAUUGAAGCAUAUAAGAGAGCCAGUAUUUCAGACUGUUAUGCUCUGGGCUUCAUGAAAAUGAGUUGGGCGGCAGGUGUAUCAAGCAGCUGUGCAUUCCUGGAGCUUUCAUUGUGCUGGUGUCUCCUCUCUCAAGCUGCCCUAAACAGAGUGUGUGUGUGUGUGUAGAAAAAAGCGUUCUGUAAUGAAGUGCACUUGUCACUAUGCCUUUGGAUAAACUAGUUAUUGUAUGCCAGACAUUACAUUUGUGCAUUGAAAUAUUCGCUACCUACUAUCUGUGAUUUGAACUGUGCCAUAAGGUUGGCAUAAUUUUGCCAUGCAUCUAUUUAACUUUCUUUUCCUAGCUCAUUUUUGUAAGCCUCUUAUAGAUUUUCAGGGGCCACAGGAGUCUGCAGAGCUGAGGUGGGUGGGAAUUGGUGGGGAAAAAACUCAUUUCCUUCUCCCCAUCCAGUGGUUGUGUCCUGUGAAACUCUACUUGGUGGGAAGUCUGGAUCCAACCCUUUGUCUUUCAUCAACAUUAGCUGGCACUAUAAUGAAAAUCCACAAGGUGUUUUAAUGAAAGGUUUUUCUCUCUCGUUAUAAGAUAAAGACACCGAUAUCACUGUAAAGGAUAAUACCGAAGAAUUCAGCCUGCGGGAUACAUUAAGCAUUGGAUCAACAGAUUCAUUUGUUUCAGCUGCUGAGGUAUGUUGGAAGUAGUGUUCGCUGCUUUUUUGCUUAGCCAUCAUACCACUUCUGAAUUCUGCUAAACAGGAAUGACUUUCUCUUAGAGUAGAAUAUCUGUGAAAAAUGCAUACAAAUGCACUGCGGUCUGCAGACUGAUUGUAGCCUUCUGAUACUUUAAAAAAAGGUAGAUAAACAGGUAAAAGAUUCAUGAAGUCAUCACACCAUAAUAAAAUGUUUACAGAUACACAGGUUCCAUCCUUUUCCCUAUACUCUUUCCAUGUAGGAGCUUGUAGUGUCUGAAGUGAGAAUAAAAGUGAUAUUCUCAUGAAUUCACCAGAAAGGCAAUAUGAUCAUACUCUGGUGAGCACUGCUUUAAUAACUUCUUGCCAAGAAGUAUGACACUUUUUGGAGGGCCUGGGCCACCACACUUCUGGAAUCUGUAGUCCCCAACUGAUUGAAAGCUCAACAUCCACUCCUUUCAUUUUUAGCCUGAGACAGCUGUGUGUUGGAUGUCAUCUGCCACUUAUUCAACACAGACCAGUAGUAUUAGAGCAUGGUUUGUAUGCCUGAUGGUGAAGGAGGGCUGAGUUGGGGGAUAAUGUUACUUUUUGUCUGCUUGUAAGGAGCACAUCCAGCCUAGAUCUCAGAUAGCUUCCCUUCAUAGCAGGAAUCCUGGAGUGAAGUUGGAUUUUGAAGUGCUGUUGUGCCAAUGUAGCCUGGCCAGUCACUUAAAGGAUCUUAAAUGGGAGUAGUUACACAAUGCAACAGGCAGCAUUCUAAUCUUCCUGCAUCAGAAACAAUGGUACACUUUUACCUUAAUUGGGAUGCAUGUUGAGAGAUUUAGCAGAAAUAGCUUCAAUUAACCUCAUAGAUAAAGGCGUGUUAUCUUGGAGUCGCAAAUGCUUUGACGUUUAGAUCACAAUCCUUAACCUCAUUACUGGGAAGUAACUUCAGUUUAUUUCAGCGAGACUUCCAGGGGAACAUGCUUAGGAUUUCAGCCAAAGUUUGUGUCACUGAAAUAAGGCCCCAUUCCAUGUAUCAGUGGAUAUAUUCUGCUCCAGAGUGAACAGGUUUUCGAUCACUGCAGCCUUCCUUUCGAAACACUGGGCUUUAAUUUGCACUUCUGAAUAUACCACCACAAGAAGGCUAGUGGCCUUGUGGAAUGUGUGUGCUGGUUCAGUCAAGGUGCCACUCUCCCACAAGCACAUUCCAACCGUGUGAGAAAACUUCUAGCUAGAUUUCUGUUAGCCAGGCACCAGCAUUCUCAUAUGGCCAUGUGCAGUAGGACAAAUGGUGGUGAGUAGGGCUGGGCGAUAUCUGGCUUUCAGCAUCGCGAUAUGUCACCAGCUAAAAAUCAUGAUAUCUCUAUAUAUAUCUGCAGCAGCGGAGGGCCUUGCUGGGCCUCCCCGCUGCGGCAGAGGGUCCUGCUAUACCUCCCCACAGCGGCAAAGGGUGCGCCAUGCUUUCCCGAAGCAGUAGAGGGCUUUGCCGCACUUCCCUGUGGCAGCAGAGGGUUAUUCUCUGUGCAAGGUAUUUUCCUCUCUUGGGCAAAUGUACAAAUCAGUGCCCAAGUUUGCUUGUUUUCUUCUUCCCUCAUCUUUUCGUCGUUGGCCUUACAUAAGCCGCUCUGGGAGUGGUUAAAAGUGCUUUCUGUAAAUGAAAGCAUUGCUUGCAGCCUGCCACUUGAAAAUACAUGGCUCCUGCAACAUCAUGAACUUUCAUUUAAUGCGAAGCACAUAAUCUGUUAAAAUGUUCUAGAAAUAAAUUGUGGCAGUGCUGCUGCUGGUGAUUACACCCAGUAGCAGAAACCAAAUAGAAGAUUUUGAGUUUAAGGCAACUGAUUUCUGUUGUUGGUAACAAAAACUAAUAUUGGUGUCUGUAGGCUGUAUGAAAUGUAAGUUUGAGAAGACUACAUAUACCAGUAAUGCAAAGUUCCUGUAGAAAUUGCUGAAGUGGUUUUGAAGGGCCCUUUCCCUUGACGACACUGGUUUUGGCUUUGCUUGCUGCAUCUUAAACUUAAUUCUCUUAUGGGUGUUUCUGCACUAUUGGACCUAUGGGUUGUGGGGAGGGGGUUGCAUAGUCCCUGCCAUCAUGAAACAUGCUGCUGUAUGAGUUUUCUUUUCAGUUUUCAACUGCCCUCCCUUAAAAUGCUUUAGAAUCCUAUUACUCUGUUUGCAAUCCCUCCCUUGGUAAAAUAUAAUUAGAAGAUGGCUUGUAAAUUAUCUCUCCCCUUCCUUGCAUGUCUUGGCUUUUCUGGAAUGUGCCACAAAAGCAGUUGGGCACUCACAAGCAUUCAGCUGUUGUUGCAAAGUGCUACUCCGACGCAACAGCUACUAAAGACCGUUUUAAUACUAUAUGAUUACAAAGUCUCUUUCCAUGCUUUGCACAUUAAGAAUGUCCAUUAUAAAUGGAAGAUGCAUUGAAAGUUCUUGCCUUAUGCAAGGCAAACUGUUAGUUGGGCUAGCGUUCAAGUGACAAGCUAUAUGAUGUAGCCCUCAGCCCUGGCUUGCCUUGCAUGGAUGCCAGCUAUCCAUUUCUGCUCCUUGGGGACAUGAUUCAGCAGCAGGCCCUUGUCCCAGUGUGUCACUGUGGCUUUUCUUUGCAAGCUGCAGUACUGGAUAUUUAUCUUUUAACUAAUGUCGAAAGAGAUGGAUCUUGCAUAGAAAUAACACAAAGGGCAUUUAGCUCUUGAUAUUUGUGGAAGUGUUUCAGGAUGUUAGCCAACUGAUCUUGAGAAGGUCUCCCUCUUCUAGCUUGCAGAACACAAAGAGAGCCGAAACUCUUAUAAUCUGGAUUCGCUGUGCCAUUGCCCAUUAUACGAAGAAGCUAUGCACCUGGCAGAAGAGGGCAAGAUUUAUUCACGAGUCUUACGGUACUAAAUGUUUUGUCUGCUUUCCCUAAUAUUACUUGCACAUUUUCUAAAAGCAAAACAGUGCUUUGUAUGCAAUAUUUUUUUAUAUUGGCUUGAAUUAAAGAGCAAGUCAACCGUUAAGUUUCAAGUGCCUUUUUGUUGUUGUCUCUGUAAAUAGGACUGAUACGUUGGAGUGUCUGGGGGACAGCGACUUUCUUGCUAAGCUCCAUUGUAUCCGCCAAGCUUUUCAGGUAAAUGUUCAAUCAGCUCCUUAAGGCUGACCUCCAUACCACAUAGGCACAAAACUCCUGUGGCAGUAUGUUUUCUAACAGAUCAGUCAAACCGCCCAAUCAUCAAGGGUAAUUGUGAUUUGUUUUCAAGAUGGAAAUAAUACCAUUGGGUUGUAUUCAAUAUAUCUUCUUAGUCACAUACUAUUUAAGUUCUAUAUAUAUAAGUCGGGAGGACACCAGCAACAGAGGCCUUGUUUCCUACCAGUGUAUUUCACAAUUGAUAGCUAAUUCUUUCUGCCACUAGCGUCUUCUCUACCUGUCUGUAUGUAUCCUCGAAACCUUUCAAAGUAAGUUUGCUUGGAAAAUGGACUAUUUUCAGGGGAACUGGUUGGCAGCAGUGCUAUUUUUCUAGAAAAGAGGUGCCGGAACUUACCAUGAGCAUUUCCCUUGUUCUCUUAUAAUGGCAAUCGAAUUCUGCAAUCGACACAAGAUAAUAUCACCAAGGCAGCUAUCGGUAAACAAACACUAAACGUCCAUAAAAAUGGCAAAAGUAGUUGCUUUCUCAAAUAGGUUUUAUCUUAAACAAUAGCAAACACAGUAAAUGAAGAGUCCACUUGUGAUAUACCAGUGGUUCAGUGCUCAUUUCAUCGCUAAAGAGCUUAGUCAUCGAGCUUUGUAGUAAAUAAAAUACAAGAGAAGACAGUAUGUAAACGAGUUAAAGCAGGGGUAUAUCUGUCCCCAUCUGCAUGUUUCCAUUGGGAGGAGCAUAUAAAGAGGACAAUGUCAUACAGUUUGUUCCAGCUGAAAAAAAGCCCUGGCUGGUAGAAUUAAAAGAAAUGUUGUAAGCCGCCCAGAGUGGCUGGGGUAACCCAGUCAGAUUGGCGGGGUACAAAUUUUUUUAUUAUUUAUUAAGACAGUUAAGAAUGUAAGUGAUCUCAGAUGGGUAAUACCUAGUGAUCCAUUACAGGUAAUCUUUUCCAACGCCGCAAAUAGAAUAUUUCUUGCCGAAAGUGGAAGAAAAAUCUUGUGCGCGCUAAUCAUGAGAGCUAGAAAGGUAAACACUUUUGUUUAAUUAAUUUGUAUGGUGGAUUUAAUGUUCAAGAAAGCUUUGUGGUCAUAGGCUGUAAUCCUAAUGCCACUCGCCUGAGAAUAAACCCCAUUGAAUUUGAUAGGACUUACUUCUGAGUAGACAUGAUUAUUUCCCCGUAGUUGCCUCCUCUCACUGUGAAGUAAGCAGCAAGUAUUUGGCAGACCUGAUUCUGAAAGGUGGUACAUUCUGUAAUUGUUUGCAGCCAUGGAUUUUGAUUGCCCAAACAAGAAUGUCCUUACAAACACAUUCAAGUCAAUAUAUAUGCUAAGGUGCAGUCCAGCAUCUGCAUUGAUCUCAGUUUCAGUGACAGCGUUGUAUAAACAUUCCAGUUGUGCUGACAGAGCUGCUCUAGUUGAAAUGAAUCACAAAGGAGUUCCAUGUGUUCUUCAGAGCAUUGGACUGAAGCCAGUCUUUCUAGAUUACUCAGGCACUAAAUGGAAGCAAUUAUUAUCUCUAAUUAAGAACUAAAGAAACAUGCAUAAUUUGUCUCCUGCUUGUUGGUUUUUUCCCCCCACAGAACCCAAAGAAAUUUGAGGAAGUAUUUGAUGAAAUGAUCUCUUUCUUAGAGCAGUCUGAUCAUUGGGCUAAUACUGAAAUGGAGCUUGCUGCUUGGGGAGUAAGUAUAUGUUGUAAAAAAUUAGUUCAAUAAUUUGUAAAUGUUAUCUCUCCCUGGUUAGACAAUUGUAAUUCCCUUAUUGUUGUUUAUUUUGUCUCUAUUUCAGGGUGUCAGUUUUAUUACUUUAGUCUGUCUGCUUAGACAGUUUAUUAAACAAUUUCACUAAAAUUUGUUGGUUUCCCCCCAGUGUCAUUUAUGCUAUUAUUAUAGACCUGGAAGUUGUAUAAAUGAGCUCAAUAACUUUGUAAAUAUUCCGAUGCUCCGCAGGUGAAACAUCUAAAUUUCUAUGAUGUUGUUCUGGACUUCGUAUUAAUGGAUUCCUUUGAAGAUUUAGAGAAUCCACCUAUGUCUAUACAAAAUGUGGUCAAUAACAAUUGGCUGAAUUCCUCUUUCAAAGAAACUGUAAGUGGCUUUGUUUGGUUCCAUGCUUUCAUAUAGUGGUUUCAGAAUAUUGGACAGGUAACUUAAUGAUUGCAUUCCUCUGAGCGAUAUUUAAAUUUAGAGGAAAGUACAUUAUGGUUGGAUAAUCUGUUUCAGAUUCCUUUUACUCAUUAAGCAGUUUUGAUUCAUACCUGCAAGAACCUUAAUUGGCUUUCUGCAGACUACUAAUCUGCAUAAAAUUUAACCAUGAAACUCGCAUAUUUUGGAUCGUCAUAGUCUUAGUACUUUGUAUAAUAAAAGGAAAUGUCUGCAAGAGUGAAAAUAUAUUAAUAUUUUUUAUCCACAUAUCUAAGCCAUUAAAAAUACAUAUAGCAAAUUCUAUCCCAGGCAUCCCCAAACUUGGCCCUCCAGCUGUUUUGGGACUACAACUCCUAUCAUCCCUAGCUAACAGGACCAGUGGUCAGGAAUGAUGGGAGUUGUAGUCCCAAGACAGCUGGAGGGCCGAGUUUGGGGGUGCCUGCUCUAUCCAGUUUGCCCACCUGGGCCUUCAUGUCACAGAGAGAUCUGUUCAGUAGUUGUUGAAAGUUACUUUCUCAAAAGAAAUGGUUACACUUCAUGAUUGGUGACUAACAACAAGACUUGUGCAAGCAUACAUGCAUUCAUAGACACUGGUUUUGCUUGGAUUCAGCUGACACAGACACUCAUCAAGAAGUGCAAAGCAGUGAAGUUUGAAGAAUAACUGCUACCUCAUUUUACAGUCUGAACUGAUUUAAUGAAUGAAGAAUGGCACCUUAAACUACACAGAUGAAGCAUGUCAUUUUAAGAAAUUGCAUUGCACUGAUCGCAUAUGUUGGAACCCGAAGUCUAAUUAGGUCACCCUUGCAUUUGUUUCACCCAAGGGUGAUUGCAAUUGGACCACCUAUGGAAUAGGCUAUCUUACAUGGUCUUUUCUUGGAAUGAGGACCCCUGUAGUUGACCAGUAUGUGUAAAAUUUGCAACACAACAGUGCAUUCUAACUUGUGUGAAGUGAUCUUGAAUAUGCAGCCUUCUUAAGAACCUAAAGAACUACCUUGUGGGAUCACACUAAGAUCCAUUAAGUCCAGCCUUCUUUGGAAUAAUUCCACAUUACUGAGAGUGCAGAAACUUUGUUAGAAAUGCUGCUUUUUAAGCUCUCAGACACCACUUCCUUCAAGUCAUCAUGCUACUCCUUGUUGAGUGCCAUUGCUGAGUAUUGCUGACGUUCACAUUUUAUAAAACAACAACAACCCAGGACAUCUAUGUAAGUAUCAGCGUGGUGUAGGAGAGCCAGUAUGGUGUAGUGGUUAAGAGCAGUAGACUCGUAAUCUGGUGAACCGGGUUUGCUUCCCCGCUCCUCCACAUUCAGCUGCUGGGUGACCUUGGGCUAGUCACACUUCUCUGAAGUCUCUCAGCCCCACUCACCUCACAGAGUUUUUGUUGUGGGGGAGGAAGGGAAAGGAGAUUGUUAGCUGCUUUGAGACUCCUUAGGGUAGUGAUAAAGCGGGAUAUCAAAUCCAAACUCUUCUUCUUCUAAGGAUGGUAUAGCGAUUCUCAAAUAUUUGGUACCAUAUUUUUGGUAUGGCACAAAAUUUCUAUAAAAUAAUUAUAUAAAAUUUCUACAAAAUUGUGCUGCACUGUUAGAUCUCAGGCUCACCUGCUGUGAUGAAUUGGGUGGUCCCAAAGCACCAGUUUUGAGAGUCCCAUGGACUGCAAGAAGAUCAAACCUAUCCAUUCUUAAGGAAAUCAGCCCUGAGUGCUCACUGGAAGGACAGAUCCUGAAGCUGAGGCUCCAAUACUUUGGCUACCUCAUGAGAAGAGAAGACUCCCUGGAAAAGACCCCGAUGUUGGGAAAGAUUGAGGACACAAGGAGAAGGGGACGGCAGAGGACGAGAUGGUUAGACAGUGUUCUCGAAGCUACCAGCAUGAGUUUAACCAAACUGCGGGAGGCAGUGGAGGACAGAAGUGCCUGGCAUGCUCUGGUCCAUGGGGUCACGAAGAGUCGGACAUGACUAAACGACUAAACAACAAAGCACCAGUUGCUACAGCCUAGGAAAACAACCAUUAAUAGUGCAAACUGCACACAAUUUCUAGGGAUUGGCCAUGUGAGGAGCAAACAUUGGUAGCAUCAAGUCAUUGUGGGGGGGGGGAAUCCCCCUGGGCGCAAACUUGCAUCCCGGAAUCUCAUAUGAUACCUCCAGCCAAAAACCUUGUACUUCUGGACACACCCACCACAGAAGAAAAUGGUUCUCGCUCACUUGGCAUAUUUCUUCCUGCGCUCAGCAGAAAAUCUAUUAUUUAUGUGAUGCAUUUUUACUGGUGUCAUGUGCCAGCAGUGGACCUGUUUCAACAUGGAUUAAUGGGUUCUGGCUGCUAUUGUAUGCAUAGGUAUGUCCCAAUAUCUGAGAGAAGUGCUGCUGGCUUUCCCCCCCAGAGUUGCUAUGGUGAAUAAUAUUUAAUAUUCUGCUAACAUCCUUCAACUGUUGCCUUGGUGUAAAACUUACUUGAUCCUUCAAGAUGGUAGCUGGAGAUCAGUUUUGUCAGUUCACUAGGAUUACAGAUUGGAACUUCUCAUCUUGAGUGGUUGAUGCUCUAGGUCUAUGAUGAACCCAAUGAGACCAGAUACUUCUGCAGCCUAAGAUAGACAAGUCUCUGGAAUUUGCUCCCAUGAAAGGUGAUGAUAGCCAUCAACCUGGAUGGCUUUGAAAGAGGAAUAGGCAGAUUUGUGGAGGAUAAAAUGCUGAAAAUGAUGUUUACACUUGGGAAUCCCUGUUGAGAAAGUUAUACAUGAUGAUCUUCAAUCAAUGACAACUUUAAGCACAGAGUUAAAGUUGCAAAACCCAUUAACUUCAAUAGGACUUGAGGGUGACCAGCUCUCAUUGGACUCAUUGGAAAUGGAAGGAAUAAAACUAUCUAUCAUCUAUUAUUAAAAUUUGUAUACCGUCCUAUACCCCUGUCCUAUAAAAAAACAAACUAGAUAAAAACAAUAACAACCCAAUAACCCUUCCUCCCCAGCGCAUUUUAAAAGGGCAUCAGUUUUAUUCUUGUCUUGAUAUCUUGUUUUGUUUCCCCCUCCUGUUGGAUAUAUGAUUAGAUAGACACACAGAGACAGACUUUUUCUCAAUGGAAUUUUGUCAGCGUUUUGCCUCCCAGUACCGAAGUAGCAUUGCAUUCCAUUCAAAUUCUGUUAUGCCCUAUGGGAGACAAAAGUUUUUGCCAUCUGUAUAUUGUAUUAUUCCAAUCCUUAUUAGGACAAAACUGCUUAGCUGUGUCAAAAACUAUUUGAAGUAUGUUUUUUUUCUUAAGUGAGUGUGUUGGGGUUUUUUUAAUAGUGUGGUCAAAACAAAAGUAUGUGGUUUGUUCUUUGUUUUUAUGGUCACAAAUACUUCUGGCUUUAAAACAUCUUUUGGCAUUUAAAUACGCUGGGGAUUUUGGCUUGCAUUUAAGCUCUAAUAGUAUUAAAAUAUGAAAAGCAGAAAGGAUUUAUUUACAGUCAUAUAACAUAAUACAAAAGCUAUAGAUUUCAGAAGGCAAUGGCGAAAAAGUCGCUUCGCCAAGUUGGCAAGAAGAACUGUUACAUAGCUGGGUGCCUGCUAUUGGAGCAGUUAAAACUGACUAAAAGUAUGCACAUUUCUGAGUUUAGCAGACCAAGAAGAAAAGCCUUAUUAGCAAUCUAACUUUAGAAAACAAAGUUCCUAAGCUGAAAGAGAGAGAGAUUGAUUUGGUCUAGCGCUGUAUAAAGUGCCGAAGUAUUGCUUCUUUUUUAGUAUACUGAAACAUUCCAUGGAGUUUGGAAACUAGCAUAAGAACAGUUGUACUGUGUCAGCUGAGCUGCCCUUUGAACCCAGCUUCCUGCCUUUUACAAGUAGCCAGAUCAAGAUGCUGCAGAAACUAUAGUACAGCUCUCUUUGCUGAGAGACAGCUUAGCAGAAGUCAUACACAGACACACACACAUGAAAACAUAGCCAUAUUCAUUCACUGCUAUGGUCGGAGAAAAGAAAUAUGGCAUAAUGAUAAUGUCCUGAUUUCAUUUGGACUUCUACUGAUCCUACUGAUUUCACCUGACUGUCCAACAGAAUAGCACCCUGAUCCAGAAGCUUCCGGCGACUGGAAGCUGUUUUGCAUGCACCAAGAAUGACUUUUCAAGCAAAGUCAUAUUAACUAUUGUGUGAGGAGGUGCAGCCCACUCUUGUCCCAUGUCUCUGCUAAGGUUCCCACUUUCAUUCUUUGUGUGUAUAGGUUUUUUUUUUAUUGUGUGUGAAAUUGUGCACCUCAUUAAAAAGGUAUAAGUCUUUCUGUGACUGACAUGGACAUAUGUCUUUUACUUUCUCUUUUCCCCUUGGUUGUGGUCCUACCUUUCCUUGAUUAUCACACUUUCCCUUCUAAUAAUAAUGAAGGUGCACCAUUGACCUGUUUUCACCUAUAGACCAGCCUAAUUUAUUUUAACGUAAGUGAAGCCUGUCAACUUGACAAUCAACAACCCAAUAGUAAUUUAAAAACCUUAAACUAAAAAUAAUACCACUUCAAAAUUAGGAAAAUUACCAGCUGGUUUUAUGUAAUGAAUAUUUCUAAAUAGGUAAGUACAGUAGGGUGGAAUCAAACACUGAAUGAAUGUCAGCUUGCACAAAGGUCCUGCAUCAUCUUCUAUUCCCCCUGCCCCAUGGCAGUCCAUUCACCCUAAGAAUAUGUUCCAGAGGUUUCCCCAAUCCCACCAGAGCAGAUUCUGAGAGAGUGCAGGUGGGGAGGAGAGGAGAGUGAAGUCUCAUUGUGCAAGUAGAAGUUUGCUCUGCUUGGGCACACAGUGUUGGGUACAACCCUUACUUCUCCUCUUCUUCUGACUCUUAGGCUGUGGCUUCAAGCUGCUGGUCAGUUCUAAAACAAAAAAAGCAACAAAUGAAGGUAAGCAGGUUUUCCUUUUUUAAAUACUUUUGUAGAUAAGGGUGGUAUUCUUCUUUGGCGAUCUCUUGUAGCCAAGUAAGAUUGUCUUCCAUGAAGACAGUAUUAACAGUGACUGUGGAGGCCAGUUCUGGAUCCACACAUCCUUCCACAGUGGGGAUAUAGGUUUCUGGGUGGGAGUUGAUCAUGGUGAGGGUUUGCUAAGCAUGCUUUCCUCUUAGCACGUUUCUCCCUUUCAUCCUGAGUUUGAGUGUCUUCAAAGUCCAUGACACCUUUGGUAAAGGCUGUUCUCCAAUUGGAGCGCUCGCAGGUCAGGGUUUCCCAGUUGUCGGUGUUUAUACUACAUUUUUUUAGAUUCACCUUGAGAGAGUCUUUAAACCUCUUUUGUUGACCACCAGCAUUACGCUUUCCAUUUUUAAGUUCGGAAUAGUGUAGUUGCUUUGGAAGAUGAUAAUCAGGCAUCCGAACAGGUUUUACUUUUUAAAAUACCUUUGUAGGUAUGGGUAUCUAAAUUAUGGCAUGUAAUGCUGUGCUAUAAGUUUUGCAAGGCCACUUGCUAAACCAGCAUAGUUAUAAAUUUCUAUACCCUCGUUUGCAGUAACAUAUAUAAUUGGGUAAAUUAUUAGGAAUGUGAAGAGAGAAGUUGGGAAUCAUAUGUGAGGGCCAGCUUUUAUUGUUCAGCGAAGCAAAAUUGGGGUGCCAUGGCAAUAGGACAGUGGUUGAGAUACAGCUACUAUGGGCAUGACCUAGCCCUCCCAGGAGACAAAUUUAUGAUUCCACUAGUUAAAUGUUGCAUCCAGUGAAAUCUGAGGGGAUCUUUUAGAAGUAGCCACCUCAUAUUUAUCAACACUGUAAAAACCGCAAGAUAAGAAUUGAGAACGGCAGAGGGCCUUGGUGGGUGCAGUGGUGCCCAUAGGUGCCAUGCUGGGGGCUCCAGAAAUAGGAGGCUGUUUGCCAUUUUGACAUCAAAUGGUGAAUAUCCAAUUAAAUAUAACUUUAAUUCCCUAUUAACCAGUAAAAGAACAACUAUUCACUCUUCCCCCCAAAAUUGUAAUGCAUAAAAAUGACAGUGGAUCACAUGGUUAUGGGUUGUCCAUGUUAAGGUAGUUGGAGAAAGUCCAACAUUCAGUUAUGUCCAGAAGUUUAUAUAUGUAUAAUGUGGCAAGGGUGCCUAGAUAUUAGGAAUAUUUGUACACCUAUGAAGAAAUCAAAAGUGAAAGCUGGUAUGACUUUAGUUCACAGUGUAAAUUGGUUUAUUUAGAAACUUAUUAAAAUAGUGUGGACAAGUGGUGAGUUGGGGGGGGGCUGUGGUUCCUCCAGAUUUCAUUGGAUUCCCAACUGCUAGCCAGGGAUGGUUGGGAGUUGUAGUUCCAGCAACAUCUGAAGGGCGCUAGAUUCUCUGCCCCUGGGAAACUUGUCGCUGGUGAAUCACUUGCUGAGCAAUAAAAGUGAAGCCUCCCCCCUCCUUUAGUGUCUUCAUUUGACAUAACAGCUAUUCAUACGCGGAAGCAGGAAGUGAUUUACCUUUUCUGCACUGAUUACAUCUCUAGGUUCCUGAUGGCUUCUUUGCACACUUCUAUGCUAUUUGUGAACACAUCAGCCCUGUUCUGGCAUGGGGCUUCCUUGGCCCCAGGAAUUCUCUGUAUGAAUUAUGCAACUUCUUCAAGGUAUGCUGCUUCAUUACACCAGGAGAGUUCAUUGCCACUAAUUUUAUACUAUUACUGAUUUAAAAAAACAAACCCAGGCAAAAUGAGAAAGAAAUACUUCUGUAAUAAAUCUCGGAGCCUGACGAUGAUCACAAAUAAGUGUAUUUGCUUUGUGUUUGUUUUUACCAGGACCAGGUUCUCUAUUUCCUGAAAGACAUUUUUGACUUUGAAAAGGUACGGUACUCCACUAUAGAUAACCUAGCGGAAGACCUUAUGCAGUUGCUGAUUCGACACACCGAUCUUCUCUUGGCUAACCUCGGAGCCGACUCGCUAAGGCAUUCCAGUGGCCUUGUUAGUGGAUGCGGGGACACGGCAGCCAGUGGCAUUUUGGAGGCUAAAGCACAAUAGUUUCCUCCUUUUCGUUCUUAAUGUGAGCACAAUUUUUUGCUGUUUUCUCCCUCAAGGAAAGCUGCCAUCGCUUCGGCUUUGGUUUUGGUUUCUUUUUCUUCUUUUUAGCAAGUACCUGAAAUCUACAAUGUUGUUAAAUAUGGACUCAGGGAAGUUAAAAAAAUAUAUGGAAAGAAUUGCUUGUGGAAAAAAGAUACUGCGUAUGUUUGGAGCAGGUAGCUUAACCAUCACUGGAUUUAUAUGUAAUAUAUCCCAAUAUACUUAUAUUUUUUAAAACGGCUAAGUGAAAUGUAUUUGUGGAAAUACUGUGAAUUUCCUCUGAUAUUGUUUGUGACUGAAAGUGAUGCAAAGAAACGUGGUAUAUAGUAUACAAGUUUGUCUCAAAGGUUUGCACUGUUGGAAUUACCCAGUACAAAGUCUCAAAAGCUCUACCUGACCCUGGCCACACACUUGCCAAGUUAUACAUUUACUGUUAUUUUUACUUAAAUGAAGUGCAAUAUAAUGACACUUAGAGUGACAAAUGAUUUAACUUUGCCUUGAAAAAUGUAUUUUGUGUGUAUAAGCUAUAGCUCAUUAUGUAGCGAAAUAAAUCGGUGCAUUCAGCCUUUGGGCAGCAAUGCCGUUCUAUAAGCUUUUUUUUAAAAAACAAAAAAUAAUAAUAGAGUACGAAGCUCAUAUUUUUAUGUAAAUUACCCUUCACUGAUAUUUUACAUUGGAAAUCACAGUCUAGGGAGGCCUUAAACAAUGCUCUUAAAUAAUUUAAUAAUUGGUUGAAUCCCCUUGCACCUUUAGAGAGCUUUUAAAACUUUUUACUAGUUGUGAAUAAGCUAGAAUCGUGUCUUGUUUGAAUGUAUCAUUUAAAGUAUAUUUUUUAGGGAGGGGGAAUGUUAUGUCAAAAACGAUAAUCUUCCAACGGACUUAAAUACAUGUUCCUUUCGUCAUUUUAAAUUUUGUCUUCGUCUCUUUUGAAAAUUCUGGGGUUCAGUUUAUGAAGUGACUCUUAGAAAAAACAAAACUUCACAUCUAGGCUUGCAUAAUACAACCAUAAAAUGGGAUAUCAGAAUAAAAUGAUACUACAGUAAAAUAUUGUGAAGGCCUGGGCAUACGAAAGGAUUCCACCUGCUUCUGGAAAGAGAAGGAAGAUUGCACCUGGUGAAGCUCUUGCGGGGGGGGGGCGUGGAUUUUAAAGGCAGCAGAAAAGCCUCUUGGUUAUCAUUGCUGCACCUCACAGGGUGGCAGAACCUGGAGCAGGACCUUUGAUGCUGAUCUGAAUCCUAUUUCGCUUGCAGGAAAAGGUAAUCUGGCCCUAAACUGUUUGGGGCUUUCUAGGUCAAAACCAGCACUUUCUUCAGAAAUGGACCGGAAGCCAAUUUAACUCUGUCAAAGAACUAUUGAGCUUUCACUCCAAGCAGCCAGUCCCCUUACAUAACUGCUGCAUGACUUGCAUUAACUGUACAUCCAGCAGUCUUCAAAAGCUAUCAUCCCACAGUAAUCUAAACUGAUACAGUGGUACCUCGGUUUACGAACUUAAUCUGUUCCGCAAGUCCGUUCUUAAACCGAAACCGUUCUUAAACCGAGGCGCGCUUUCCCUAAUGAGGCCUCCCUUCCACCAUUCGGAUUCCGUUCUUAGACCGAGGUAAAGUUCUCAAACUGGGACACUAUUUCCGGUUUUGCAGAGUUUGUAAACCAAAUCGUUCUUAAACCGGACUGUUCUUAAACCGAGGUACUACUGUAUUACCACUGUAUGGAUAACUGUGAUCAGGCUGUAGAGAUAUAAUAGCACCUCCUACCAAACCAUGGGCAUAUUCAAAAACAGGUUGAAUACCAGUCCCACCAGCCCACGGUACUUCUGCCUUGUCUGGAUUCCGUUUUAGAUACUGUGAUCAUAGUAUGCCUAUGUCUAGAGAACUACACUAUUUGUUCAACUUAAAAGUCUGCAUACUAUUUGUGACAUUUUGGACUCGCCGAAUAAAGCGUAUUGCCCUAACGCGG